Molecule: messenger RNA, 1024 nt
Organism: Gadus chalcogrammus (walleye pollock)
Lineage: Eukaryota; Metazoa; Chordata; Actinopteri; Gadiformes; Gadidae
Gene: tcf15
Product: transcription factor 15
Exons: 2
Coding region: 194-754 (186 amino acids)
Biological process (GO): developmental process; regulation of transcription by RNA polymerase II
Molecular function (GO): protein dimerization activity; DNA-binding transcription factor activity, RNA polymerase II-specific; RNA polymerase II transcription regulatory region sequence-specific DNA binding
Source: RefSeq, a predicted model, not a curated record
AAGUUUGGACCAAGAAGUUAGUGUGGAGUGGACACAUGCAAUGUAGAUCACAUCCCAAUUGUUUUGGAAGUUAUGUUUGGUUUUAUACCACUGGUGAAAUGUCGAGUUGAUCAUACUUUGUUUAGCUUGGAGGUGUGACUUUGGGACGAUUCCUGCUGUAACCUUAAAAAAAACACUUUCUGCCAAACUUGUAAUGAUGACUUUCGCAAUGCACCGGCCCAUGGCAACGCACUUGAUGUACCCCAGCCUCGGGAUGAUGUCCGAGGACGAGGAAACCCGUAGCGAGAGCGACGGCAGCUCCACCGAUCAGUGUUAUGGAAUAUGCACCCAGACGCAGAAGACACGGCGGAUCUCCCUGCAGACGGACGGCAACAACGUGGUGAUCGUCAAGCAGAGGAACGCGGCCAACGCCAGGGAGCGAGACCGGACCCAGAGCGUCAACACCGCCUUUACAGCGCUGAGGACUCUGAUACCCACCGAGCCGGUGGACAGAAAGCUGUCAAAGAUUGAGACUCUUCGCCUGGCCUCCAGCUACAUCGCCCACUUGGCCAACGUGCUACUGGUUGAAGAGGGCCAGAGUGACGGCCAGCCCUGCCUCGGCCCUGCGGUCUACACGCAGGGGGAGAGCGGGGCCAAGCAGCCUCGGAGGCCCACCAUAUGUACCUUCUGUCUGAGCAACCAGAGGAAAGGGAUUAAGGAUGGCAAAGACUGUAUAAAGAGUCGAGGGCUGGGAUCCCAUCGAAUGAGACGUUGAGUCAGAAGAAAGAACGCCUGAUUCCCCUGAUUCACCUUCUCCUCAAAGACAUUCUCAGGAAAAACAAAGUAAUUUGGUUAAACGACAACAACAUACAAAGACCCAGAGGACCACACAUGCUGGAUACAACGGAAGAUAAACCAUCUAUUUAUGACCAAAGCGUAUGUAUGCUAAGGCCUUUUAAAAAUGCAGUGCAUUAAGAGUUUAUGAUUUUUGUAGUGUGAAUACUGAAGCCUUAAAAUGAAAUAUAUUUUUAUUAAAUGAAAUAUU